Molecule: messenger RNA, 2636 nt
Organism: Leucoraja erinaceus (little skate)
Lineage: Eukaryota; Metazoa; Chordata; Chondrichthyes; Rajiformes; Rajidae
Product: interferon regulatory factor 3-like
Exons: 10
Coding region: 47-1579 (510 amino acids)
Biological process (GO): regulation of transcription by RNA polymerase II; immune system process
Cellular component (GO): nucleus
Molecular function (GO): RNA polymerase II cis-regulatory region sequence-specific DNA binding; protein binding; DNA-binding transcription factor activity, RNA polymerase II-specific
Source: RefSeq, a predicted model, not a curated record
CGGCUCCCGGUGUCCCGGUGUCCCGGCCCCGGCUCCCGGCCGCGGGAUGAACAACAACAGGCCACAGUUACGGCCGUGGCUGAUCGAUCAGGUCAACAGCGGCCGCUUCCCGGGGCUGCGGUGGGUGAACGGGCGGCGGAACAUGUUCCGGAUCCCGUGGAAACACGCGUCCCGCCAGGACCUGACUCAGGACGACUAUCGCAUCUUCCGGGAUUGGGCAAUCGCCAGUGGCCGCUUCAACGGGCAAGAUGCCGACGACCCCCCCAAAUGGAAAACCAACUUCCGCUGCGCCCUGAACAGCAACGAGUCGUUCAAAAUGUUGACCGACCUCUCAAAGGAAUCCACAGACCCACACAAGGUCUACUUCAUCGUGGACCAUAACCCUGAACCUCCCCCAGAUGGAGCGAUGGGAGUGGACGAGGAGCUGGAAUCGAUUCUGCACCUCAGCCCCGAGGCCGACCCGACCCAACCCGGCUUCCCCCCGCUGCCCCUGGAUGAGGUGAUGCCGAACUUUGGAUCCAUGAGUCUGUCCGACAGCCCCUCAGAUCAGCUGGACGCCGGACACCCGCUGUUCCUCCAGCCCCAGCAAGGGGGCGCUGCAGUCAGCUGCCUCCUCUCGGAAGCCGCGGAGCAGGAAGGGGGAGCGGGUGAGUUGGGGGGUCACUGCCUGGGGGGGGGGCCGCGGAGCAGGAAGGGGGAGCGGAGCGCUGUUGGCCGCUGCCGGGAGGGGGAGCGUGCGGGGAGGGGGGCUUCAGCCAACAGGGACCUGUGUACCCCCCCGCUCCCCUCCACCCCCCGGCCGCUGACGCCCAACCUGCCCCUUUGGGCACCAGUCCUCAUCAGUGGUCAAGAGCCCAGUGACCUGGACAUCACGGUGUAUUACCGCGGCCUCCAAGUGCUACACUGCACGGUGACCAACCCCGGCGGUUGCCGCUUCUACUCGCGGCAAGAGGAGCCCGCGUUGUCUCAGCUUCAGCCCGUCCGCCUCCCGCCCACCGACGGCCUGCCCGACAUCAAGCAGCGGGACUUCACGGAGCAGCUGUUGGCCAGUGUGGAGGGCGGGUUGUUGUUGCACCACUGGGCAGGAGACGUAUUGGCCGAGCGCCUGGGCCGCUGCCAGGUGUUCUGGGCCCGUUCUGAGAGCGGCCCGGACCUGGAGCUGGAGCCGGGAGCGGGAGCGGGACCGGGCGGCGGCGCCAUCAAACUCAACCGCAACCAGCGCACUCACAUCUUAUGUCUCAAGGACUUCGUCAGAGGUGAGCAGGGUCGUACAAAGCGCGGUCACUCGCAGCGUCAGAGACCCGGAGCUGAGGGCGUUCAUGGAGCACCGCGGGGGGCGCCAAACUGUGCCGCGUUUCUGUGUUUCGGGCAGCAGUUCCUGCGCAGCAACAAGAACAAGAAGCUGAUCCUGGUCAAGGUGGUGCCCCUGGCCUGGGUUGCACUGACGGAGAUGGCCCAGCACUGCGGCGCCUCCUCACUGGACAGUGACAACGUCAGUCUACAAAUCUCCAGCACGGCCUCCCUCGACAGCCUGCUCGCUUUGUUGCGGGAGGUGGAGGACAUGGAGCUCGACCUCUGACCCCAUUGGACCAGCCUUCUUUCACCCCAUUGACCCCUGACCCCCACUCUCAGGCCCCGACCUGCGACCCCCAGGACAAUGGACCAAUCCCCCUCCGCUGGACCUUUAACCCAUGACCCCGUCCCGCUGGACAAUUGACCUGACCCUCCCCCUGCACCUCCCCAACCCAGGCACUGACCCCCCCACCAGGCCCUGACCUCUGACCUCCCCCACCCAGGCCCUGACCUGUGACCCCACCCAUCUUUAACCGGGAGCGACUGACGCUGGCCGCUGGUCUCCCCCCCCCCCGGCCGGAAACAUUCCCUCCCAGUCAGCGAUGGUCAGUGGCCGGGAGAACGGGUCACGGAGCUGCGGCCUGAAUCCCCCCUCCCCCCCCCCCCCCCCCUGUCUGCUGUCAGUAAACCAGUCGGAACACAAAUGACUCAGUCGACCCCACUGCAUCAUAAUCUUCUGGAUCAGCCCACGAGGAGGAGCUUCACCAAGUGCCUUAUUGAACUUCAUGUAGACAAAUCCGUCUGAAGAAGGGUCUCGACCCGAAACGUCGCCCAUUCUUUCUCUCCUGAGAUGUUCCAACCUCCAGAAUCCUAAGGUCUCAACUCAAUCUCUGCGAAUUAAAAUCCGAGACCCUCCCCAGUUCCAGAGUGUAAACGUUACAGGCUCACAACAGCCUUGACCCGAAACGCCACCCAUACCUUCUCUCCAGAGAUGCUGCCUGUCCCGCUGAGUUACUCCAGCAUGCUGUGUCUUCAGUGUAAACCUGCAUCUGCGGUUCCCUCCAACACAACAACAGAUGUUGGCUCAUGCACUUGGCUGGAAGCAACAAAGGCAAUCCUUGUGUUGCAGGCCAGAGGUCCAGAUUACUACUGCAAGAUGUUGGGAUCAGCGAUCAAAGAGAUAGAAUCACAGAGGAAGACAUCCUCCUCGGGGAAGCAAAUGUGCCGACUGUCCGAUGUGUCGGGGAGUGGACACACAGAGGCACAGUGUCCGGCCCGAGCGGUAUUGGACAAAGAGCCUGGACGGUUCAAACUGAACAAAUUAAACCAAAGUAUACAAAAAA